GGUCCGUGUGGGCCGCGAGUGGCCGCGAGUGUCCGCGGGCUCCGGGAACGGGCUAUAGCGGGCAGGCCCCGCCGGGAAUGCCGCUGGGUGUGUCCCCCUGUGUGUCCCGGAGAGACCGCUGCUCCUGGCAGGUUCUAUGGUCUCCCGGUUGUCGCCUCUCCCGUCCCCGCUGUGCUCCCGCAGCGGCCGGUCCGAGAGGUGCUGUAAGGGAGGGCUGAAUUCCCCUUCCAGCUCUGGAUAGUUCUGCAGGAGGCAGAUGAAAGAAGAUGGCUCAUCCCAUCCCUCUCCCAUUUCCAUGCCCAGUCAAGCUUGGCAGUGUAAAAGGAGACUCCCUGGAAGCUGAACUGCAUGACUAUGUCAGGGAAGGGAACUAUGUGAAAGUGAAGAAGCUUCUGAAAAAAGGAAUUUUUGUUGAUGCUGUGAAUUCCAUGGGCCAGACCUGUCUGUUCGCUGCUGCGCUGCUGGGGCUGGGUAAAAUAGUGGAUGCGCUGCUGGAAUAUGGCUCGGAUGCCAAUCAUCGCUGCUACGACGGGAGCACCCCGGUGCACGCAGCUGCUUUUUCGGGGAGCCAGGGCAUCCUCAGCAAGCUGCUGGAUGGAGGGGGAGAGCUGAGAGUCCACGACAGAGAGGGGAGAACCCCCCAGGUGUGGGCCUUGUCAGCCAGGAAGGAAAGCAGCGCUCAGAUGCUGGAGUUCAUGCAGCAGUGCUCGCUGCACAUGCAGGCUGCCCUCUGGAACCUGCCCUCGGACCUGCUCAGGAGAGUCGGCUCCUCAAAGGCCCUGCUCUGCAGCCCCUCGAGGCUCGGUGCCCUUGUCCAAGGAAAUGCUGAGAGUCCUCUGGGUAAACUGAAAAAACUGCAAGGACAACCCAGUGUGGCCAAGAACAUUUACAGCUUUGGCUUUGGGAAGUUCCAUCUGGCAAGCAGUGGCCACCUGGGCUACCUGGCCUCCCUCCCAAUUAUUGGGGACAAAGAUGUGGUACAGGCUGAUGAUGAACCUGCAUUUUCCUACCACCUGGGGCCCUACAUGAUCAUGACCAACUUGGUGUGGGGAGGCAGCAGGGUGACGGUGAAGGAGCUGAGCUUCCAGCCCCAGCAGAGCAGCUGGAAGCUGCGCCUGGCGGAUCUCCUCCUGGCAGAGCAGGAGCACAGCAGCAAGCUCCGCCACCCUCACUUGCUGCAGCUGAUGUCUGUUUGUCUGUCCUGUGACCUGGAGAAAACUCGCUUGGUCUAUGAGAGGGUUCACUUUGGCUCUCUCUACAGCAUCCUCCAUGAAAGGCGUGCAGAAUUCCCGGUGCUGCAGACAGAGACCAUCGUGCACGUGCUGCUGCAGAUCCUCGAGGCUCUGCGCUUCCUGCACUCCCGGGGCUUCAUCCACCGCUCCCUCUCCUCCUUUGCCAUCCAGAUUGUGUCCUCAGGGGAGGGCAAGCUCUGCAACCUGGAGUACAUGAUCCAGAGCAAGGACAGUGGAGUGCACAGUGACCUGACCCGAAUUCCUGUCCCAGCCCAGCUGUUCCGCUGGAGCUCCCCUGAAAUAAUCCUGGGCAAACCUGGGACAGUCAAAUCUGAUGUUUACAGCUUCUGUGCAGUGCUGCAGGAGGCCCUGACAGAGAGCCUUCCCUGGAAAGGUGUGGAAGACUCAGCUGUUAAGCAGCUCAUCCUUUCAGGGGAGCAGCUGGAAGCAGAUGUCAGGCUCCCCCUGCUCUAUUAUGAUGUUGUCAAGUCAGGGCUGGAGCCCAAACCGAGGAACCGCUCCAUGAAGCUUCAGGAUAUUCAAUAUAUCCUGAAAAACGACCUGAAGGACUUGGUUAAAUCUGAAAGUGGAAUGCCCAAAGCACAGAGAUCUGCUGUUCUUGCAGAUGUGAACAUCUGCUGGGCAUCAGCUUUUAGAUUCCAGAAGAGAACAGUGGAAUUCCAGGAAGAAGAGAUAAGCAAGGCUGGUGGCUUUUCUGCCCCCCAGGACUCAGUUUUGCCCGGGGAGAGCAGUGCUGUGGUGGUGCAGGAGGCAGCAGCCAGUGCAGAGCCCCCUGUGCAGGACAGAAGUCUGGAAGCCUCCUCUGAACUCCGGACAGGAGCUUCUCCCUCCAGUGAGAGCGAAGUGGAUGGGAGCCUGUGCAGCUUUGAAAUGAAUGAAAUCCUGGCCAGUUACCCAGAAGGUCUCCAGGACUUCCUGGAAGGAGGACCUGGCUCAGGCCAGGCUCUGAAGGAUGCAGAAAAGCAGCAAAAGGAAGAUCAGAGCCCGUGGGAGGGUGAGGAGGACGGGGAAUCCUCAGGGUCCAGCACGGGGUUCACUGGAGAGGAGGAGGAGGAGGAGGAGGAAGAAGAGGAGGAGGAGGAAGAAGAGGAGGGGGUGAGAGAAGGCUCUGGGUUGUCCCAGAUGAGAGGAGAUGCUGGCAGGAGGCUGAGCAGCUCCUCCCAGAGCGAGCAGCACAUCAGCAAAUGCGUCCUGAACCUGAAGAUCAUGCAGAGCAUGCUGCAGCAGGCAGGGGAGUCCCUGAGCAGGACCGAGGAGAAGCUGGACAGGCUGAAGGCCAUGGCAAAGCAGAAGAGGCUGCUCCAGGAAGUCAGGAUGAAUCUGCUUCCUAAGGAAAGCUCUCAGGGAAGGCACUGGGAAGGGUCUGAUGCUCCUUCCCAAAACACCAAGAAGGCUUUUUCUGGAGGUGAUGAUUUUUUACACCAGGCUGUGGCUCCACCAUCCAGGGACUACAUUCCACCUCCAAUAACGUGUCAGGCACCAGACAGAGACAAUUUCCAGGCUGCUCCCAACAAAAGAGAGGCAAUUCAGAAUGAGAAGUGGAGGAGAGAAAUUGCAACCACCCAUCGUGAUCCGGGCUGCAGCGUGGGCCAAGGGCUGGAUGAUGAAGUGAGCCUAAACCAGGAGCAUCUCCUCCCACACGUGUCUGCAAGAUGCCAGAAGGAGUUGAACUUGCAGUGUCAGAGAGGAGCUGAUUCACACCCUGCAGCAAGGAGGGAAGAGGAGAAGUGGUGCCAUUCAAAACCAAGGGCUGAAUUCUGCAGCAAAAAAAGCAGUGAGAAGAGGAGGGUGAUGCAGUCAGGGUGGAGGACUGAAGUCAAGCAAAUGGCCAGAAGAGUGGCCUCAGGUCGGCUGGAGCUCAGCUGUCCCUACCCUGCCAGUGAAUGCACGUCUGAAAGUGAAGCAGAAAGUGUCAGGGAACACCCCCAGCAUGUCCCUGGCAGAGCCCCGAAAAUCCAGGAGCAGCAGAGGUGUGGGUGGCAGCCAGGUGAGCCCUGGGAGCUGGGCAGUGAGGACAGAACUGACUCUGGGGAGAGUGACCUGGAGCCUGCGCUCAGGACUUCCACAGGGAGGAGCUGCCAGUCCCCAGCACCAGAUGAGCAAGCAGAGUCUGGAAUAUCCAUUCCUAAGAGUUCAGUCCUUCCUCAGCAAGCUGAGAAUCUCUCUAGAGGACAUUCAAGGGAAUUGCAUUGUUCCCUUAAUUCACCUCCUGAUGUGACUGAAGAAUUCUUCACUCCUGAUUAUUUCCUUCCUCCUGCUCUUGAGGGAAGGUCAGAACCAGAGACCUCAGACGCUGAGGGCAAAGCAGAAGCUGUUUGUGCAGGAUUUUUGCAGAAAUUACCUGGAGAUGCAGCAUCAGGAAUUCAGGCUCCAGGAGGAAAAAUACUAUCCUGCAGCACAACACCACAGAGCUGUGGCAGUAACAAGCUGGGAGUGAAUCAGCUGAGCCAAAUGCCUGGAGCCAGUCUGGAUGCUGCACGAGAAGCGAUGCUGUGGGAGCCACAGGAAGAAUGCCAAGAAAAAGAUGUAUCCGUGGCAGAUAUUCAGGAUUUGUCCAGCAUCGCCUGUGAGCAGAACUUCCAGAGGGGUGUGGAGUGUAAAACGCCUCGGCUGAGCCACGCUCCCACCAGUGUCAGCACCCCCCUGGGCUCAGAGGAAAAAUUUCCAUUGGCCUUUGAGAAAUACAAACAGUGCCGUGAAUUUUCUUCAGAUUCUUCCUUUUGUGGCUCUCAAGAGACCUCCUCCACAGUGUUCCAGACUUUCACCACAGCCUGUGAAGGGGAGAGGAGCAUGGAAAUUCCAGUGGUGGCUCCAAGAGUUUGCCCAUUUGCACUGAAAGAGCCUGUUGGGUUGCCACCAGUUACUUCAUCCCUGAGGAACACCAGGCAGGCACCUGCACUCUCAGAGGCAUCUCCCCUCUCCAUUGAUGAGCUGCCUCCACCAGCCCAAGAGCUGCUGGAUGAAAUUGCUCUUGAUCAAGUUCAAAUGGAAAACAGAGGAAAAGAAUCUGAGAGAAAUGAGAAGACAAAUCAGAGUUCAUGGACUAAGGAGUCAUUUAAUCUAGCAGAGGAUACAGAAAGGGCUCACUCCAGUCUCGAUAAUAUUUUGGAAAGAAUGCUCCAUGCAGUUCCUGGAGAUGAGGAGAUCCAAGAACAACCUCAGGGACACACUCUUGGGGCUGCCAGCCUGCAGGAUCCAGAAGAUGCUGGAAGGAAGAAUGGAGUAGAGGAGAGAGGAGCCUGGGCUGGAGGCAGAGCACCAGGAAGCUGUGCAGGGACUUCAGCAGAUGAGAUCAAGGAUCAGAAAUCCCACCCCCAGCAGCAGCUGGCUUCAGGUCCACCCUUCAGGAUAAUUGUUUUGGAUGAGAGCUCUCUCCAUGAUUAAAACACAGAGUGAAUAAGUUCUACCCAUCACCUGCUUGCUGCUGCUUGCACAGUGUUUAGUCUGUGAAUUACAGCCCUUUUUGGCCACAUAAACACCUGUAAAGCUCAGACUUCAUUAACAGCAGCAGCAAGUUCAGAAGAAAAUCUAAUGCUCUGUGUUCUGAUAUGGUUUGUACUGGUUUGAUGCCAUUGUUGCAUGCCCAGGCAGUGUCAGUGUGCAGAAGUGAGCUGUUUUUUUACUGCCACAUCCUUGUGGAACUGCUUUUUAUUAUACGUGCACGUGCACAUUUUCAUAAGCUAAAGAAUUUCUUGCUCUGUUGCAUUAUGCAGUUUUCAGAUUAAAGACAAAAUGAUUGUAAUUCUGUGGGCUGCUGCUGCUGCUGAGGCACUGAAAUGUUUCCAUGCUGGAGUGUUACAGCCCAUGUAGUGUCUGUUUUUCCUUGCUCAUUAAAUUUAACAAGGUAAUUUCUUGUUUUCGGUUUACUUAGUGCUUUUGUGAUCUAGUGUUGAACUGAUUUGACUGAUUAAAGGGAUUAAUUGCUGUGCAAAAAGCUAAUGAGGAAAAGGCAGUGUUCUCCAGAGAUUGCAAGUGCAGCAAUAUGUUCCCUGCCAGCAUCAGACAAGAAUGUGAAAAAAAUGUGGUUGUUAUGAAGAUACCUGGUGUUUAAUUCAAACCACAUUUUUGGUAGUCCCUUGUCCAAAAAAACCACCAAGAUCUCUGGAUAUAAUUGACUUUUGGAUGAGAAUUUUGAUGGGCACAGCAAUUUCAUGUUUAACAGUUUUCUUGUGGUAAAUUCUGUUCAAGGUACAGGAGUGAAGGGUUGUCCUGUUCCCUGGGCUUUGAGCUGGUGUUGCACAUUUUUGGGAGUGUCAAGUUUUGCAUCUUCCUUCCUGCUUUUGCAAGGAAAUGUUCCAAUUCUGCACUUGUUAGUUUGGUUUAACAACAUGAAUAAAAGUUUCCAAUGUUA
Messenger RNA from Taeniopygia guttata (zebra finch), 5604 nucleotides. Lineage: Eukaryota; Metazoa; Chordata; Aves; Passeriformes; Estrildidae. The record is from RefSeq and is a predicted model, not a curated record.